AUGUACGAGGACAGCAACGCAACCAAAGAUCGGCGCGUGGGCUGUCUGGACAUCUUUUGGAGACGUCGUAUGCUUAUCAUGACAGAACAUGGUAGGUCAGGUAAGGGAAAUGAGAUCAAACAGCAGAGAGGCCGAAGGCGUGCAACCACACAUGCAGCGUUCCAUUUGUGGGAUAUUAGCGGAAAGCGAGAAGAGCCGAGCCAGCGGCGUGUCAUUCUCAGGCUGGAUCGACACACAUGCUCAAGCGAAGACACGCAGCAGGCAAUCACAAUUCGAUUUGCUUAUCAAUAG
Penicillium vulpinum is the source of this 291-nucleotide messenger RNA. RefSeq lists its product as uncharacterized. The transcript has a single exon. The record is from RefSeq and is a predicted model, not a curated record. NCBI's taxonomy places the organism in Eukaryota, Fungi, Ascomycota, Eurotiomycetes, Eurotiales, Aspergillaceae. Bases 1 to 291 code for a protein of 96 amino acids.